AUGCAUUUCCUUGGAUUUGAACAAAAGCAUUCAGUAAACAUCAAGGAACUUCAAGAUGGACACUUUAUCAUGCCGGUCACUAUUGUUUUCACAACCUUUAUUGUUUUUCUCUGCCUUGUUUUCGCUCUUUCAUUUCGUCCAAAAGAAUCCAACAACACACCCGAACCCUUCCCGGAACCAGUGUGUGGCCAGAUUGCGCAAUUGCUGGACAGAUGCUUCCAUAACUACACGCCGAGCGUUGCCGUGGAGCUGCUGCACAGUGUACAGAUACCGGAAACGGUGGAGCAAAUCGGCAGCCGUUGCGUCCUGUUCGACCGGGGCAUGCAGUGUGUGGAGCGUUACCUGGAAGUGUGCGUGGACGGCAAGGAGCGGCUCAUCAUCGACAACGAGGUGUACGGGGCGAAGCGGCUGUACGCGUUCCUCUGCCGGGACCGGGCGUUCCAGCAAGAGUUCCUUUGGCACAAGGGAUGUUUCCAGCAUGUGCACCACGACCUCGAUGAGUGCUCGAAGGAGUUUGUCGACAUCCUGAAGGUGGAGAUCGCCCGGACUUCGGAACAAUCCUUCAACUUGCAGUACAUGCACUUUUGCUGCGCACGCUAUGCGUACGAAAACUGCGUGUACCAGAGCGCCCGGUACAAAUGCCGGCCGGAUUCUGCCGUCUUCCUGCGUCGUGUAGCCAAGCUGCUCUCCACGGACCGACACUUUGCGAACUGUGAUAAGAUCGAGCAUGAAAUCUGCUCGGCCGAUCGGCCGACCCGAGGCACUCUGGGGAUUUCCGUUGGGCUUUCGCUGCUACCGGUGGUGGGGAACUUUUUCUCACCGUAA
Anopheles coustani is the source of this 825-nucleotide messenger RNA. RefSeq lists its product as uncharacterized. The record is from RefSeq and is a predicted model, not a curated record. Bases 1 to 825 code for a protein of 274 amino acids. The transcript has 5 exons. Lineage: Eukaryota; Metazoa; Arthropoda; Insecta; Diptera; Culicidae.